Molecule: messenger RNA, 4038 nt
Organism: Peromyscus maniculatus bairdii (prairie deer mouse)
Lineage: Eukaryota; Metazoa; Chordata; Mammalia; Rodentia; Cricetidae
Gene: Sema4f
Product: ssemaphorin 4F
Biological process (GO): semaphorin-plexin signaling pathway; neural crest cell migration; positive regulation of cell migration
Cellular component (GO): plasma membrane
Molecular function (GO): chemorepellent activity; semaphorin receptor binding
Source: RefSeq, a predicted model, not a curated record
CUGCAGGCCGAGCUCAGCCGAAGGGACCCGAAAGGCGCCGAGGCCCGCGUUGUAGCGGUACUGAUCCGAGGCGGCUGGACGCGCCCCACCCGGCAUCAGGCGGAGCCAGAGAUGCUGGCCAGGGCCGAGCGGCCCCGCCCGGGCCCCCGGCCACCUCCGGUGUCGCCCUUCCCGCCGCCGCCACCGCCGCCGUCGCUGCUGCUGCUGCUGGCGAUGCUGAGUGCUCCGGUGUGUGGCCGCGUCCCCCGCUCGGUGCCCAGAACCUCGCUGCCCAUCUCCGAGGCCGACUCCUAUCUCACCCGGUUUGCUGCCCCUCAUAUAUACAAUUACUCUGCUCUCCUUGUGGAUCCUGCUUCUCACACGCUUUACGUCGGGGCUCGGGACAGCAUCUUCGCUUUAUCCCUGCCCUUCUCGGGGGAAAGACCCCGCAGGAUUGACUGGAUGGUGCCCGAGGCUCACAGACAGAACUGUAGGAAGAAAGGCAAGAAAGAGGACGAAUGUCACAAUUUUAUCCAGAUUCUCGCCAUGGCCAAUGCCUCUCACCUCCUCACUUGUGGCACCUUCGCUUUUGAUCCGAAGUGCGGGGUUAUUGGUGUGUCCAGUUUCCAGCAGGUUGAAAGACUUGAGAGUGGCCGGGGGAAAUGUCCUUUUGAGCCAGCUCAACGGUCAGCAGCUGUAAUGGCUGGGGGCGUCCUCUACACCGCCACUGUGAAAAACUUCCUAGGGACGGAGCCGAUUAUCUCCCGAGCCGUGGGUCGUGCUGAGGACUGGAUUCGAACAGAGACCUUGCCAUCCUGGCUUAAUGCCCCAGCCUUUGUGGCAGCGAUGGUCCUGAGCCCGGCCGAGUGGGGGGAUGAAGCUGGAGACGAUGAAAUACUCUUCUUCUUCACGGAGACCUCCCGAGUGCUGGACUCCUAUGAGCGUAUCAAGGUCCCGCGGGUGGCCCGAGUGUGUGCGGGGGACCUUGGAGGCCGGAAGACCCUUCAGCAGAGAUGGACAACAUUUCUAAAGGCUGACCUGCUGUGUCCAGGGGCUGAGCAUGGCCGGGCCUCUGGGGUCCUGCAGGAUAUGACAGAGCUUCGACCUCAGCCUAGAGGGGGGACUCCCGUCUUCUACGGCAUCUUUUCCUCUCAGUGGGAAGGAGCUGCCAUCUCAGCCGUGUGCGCCUUCCGACCCCAAGAUAUCCGGGCAGUGCUGAACGGUCCCUUUAGAGAGCUAAAACAUGACUGCAACAGGGGACUACCUGUCAUGGACAACGAGGUGCCCCAGCCCAGACCUGGAGAGUGUAUCACCAACAACAUGAAGCUCCAGCAGUUUGGGUCCUCACUCUCCCUGCCCGACCGGGUCCUCACCUUCAUCAGAGACCACCCGCUCAUGGACAGGCCCGUGUUUCCAGCGGAUGGUCGCCCCCUGCUGGUCACUACUGAUACAGCCUAUCUCAGAGUGGUGGCCCACAGGGUGACCAGCCUCUCAGGGAAAGAAUAUGAUGUGCUCUACCUGGGGACAGAGGAUGGACACAUCCACCGGGCUGUGCGCAUCGGUGCUCAGCUCAGUGUCCUGGAAGAUCUGGCCUUGUUCCCAGAGCCACAGCCGGUUGAGAGCAUGAAAUUGUACCGUGGCUGGCUCCUGGUGGGCUCCCACACCGAGGUGACCCAAGUGAACACCAGCAACUGUGGCCGUCUCCAGAGCUGCUCGGAGUGUAUCCUGGCUCAGGACCCCGUGUGUGCCUGGAGCUUCCGCCUUGAUGCUUGUGUGGCCCAUGCCGGGGAGCACCGUGGGAUGGUCCAAGACAUAGAGUCAGCGGAUGUCUCUUCCUUGUGUCCGAAAGAACCUGGAGAACACCCGGUAGUGUUUGAAGUUCCGGUGGCUACCAAGGGCCAUGUGGUCCUGCCAUGCUUCCCCAGCUCCGCCUGGGCAUCCUGUGUCUGGCACCAGCCGAAUGGAGUAACGGCACUCACGCCCCGAAGGGAUGGGCUAGAGGUGGUGGUGACCCCAGGGGCCAUGGGUGCUUACGCUUGUGAGUGUCAGGAGGGUGGCGCGGCCCGGGUGGUGGCUGCUUACAGCCUGGUGUGGGGCAGCCAGCAGGGGCCUUCAAACCGGGCCCACACGGUGGUGGGGGCUGGGCUGGUUGGCUUUUGCCUGGGGGCUCUUGCAGCAUCCCUCACUCUCCUCCUGAUCGGUCGCCGUCAGCAGCGGCGGCGACAGAGGGAACUUCUGGCUAGAGACAAGGUGGGCUUAGACCUGGGGGCUCCACCUUCUGGGACCACCAGCUACAGCCAAGACCCUCCCUCCCCUUCCCCGGAAGAUGAACGGCUGCCCCUGGCCCUGGCCAAGAGGGGCAGCGGUUUUGGUGGUUUCCCUCCACCCUUUCUGCUAGACUCUUGCUCGAGCCCAGCCCAUAUCCGGCUCACGGGGGCUCCUCUAGCCACAUGUGACGAGACAUCCAUCUAGAGCCAGGAGAAUGACUGCCAGCCCGUGAGCAAUCACUGGAACUAGCAGCUGCCAAGACCAGGGUGACUGGACCUGGGAGAUGAUCAUGACGGCUCUUGGAGUCUGUGUGAUCACCUGGACAGCGGUGUCUGUCUGUCCUCUAGACCUGGAUGAGCUGGGGGCCAGACCUUUGCCUGAUUCCUGAUUCCUAUGAGAGGUCAACCCUUGUGACCCUUCCGCCACGGCCUCCUAUCUUGGGCCCAUCAGUUGUGGCGUGGAGCAAGGACAUAGCUCUGACUUGCUUUAGGAUGGGCCCCGGACAGAAGGAAGCACCACAGAGGUAGUUGGUGGGGGUCGGUGUGCGCUGCAUCCUUGUGGUGGCUGUAUGAUUUCCCAGUUUGCUGACUCUGGGGAGUGCAUGAUCCCCUGAGCGCCUUGAGAUCUCUCCCACCUCACUUUCCCUUUGUUCCUGGAAGAGUGUGUGUCUAUACACUGGUGUGCCUAGAAGACCUGUCCAUAUGUGCAUGAAUGGCAGGGCUGGUGCCUAGGUGCUUUCUGGGGGAAGGAGGGCAAGGUUGGAAUGGGGGACAUUGCCCAUACAACUUCACCCUCCGUAGUCAGUGAGGGAAACCACCCGCUCCCCCCGCCCCCAUCACCCCACAGAGCUUCUCUGACUUUGAGCAAAGUUCCCAAAGUGACCUUCUGGGUGGAAAGGGCAGCAGGACAUGUGGCCCCCACCCUCUUCCUUGUCUUUCCUCUCUGGCUGCCACCACUGCCAUGCCGCCGCUGCGCUUUCCCUGGCUAGUGUGGAGGCCGAGGUCUCUCUCCUUGGCUCCCAUUUAAGACGAACUUCACAACGUUCUAACUAUUGUGGGAUGACAAACGGAGCCCGGAAAUGUGUGUAGGGAAUACAAGCUGGUUAAAGGUAGAUUCGCCUCAGUGACUUUCACCCUUGCCCUAAAAUAGGAGUCCCCCCCCCAACUGGGGCUCACGGACUCCUAGAAAUUGUAUGCAAAAUGUCUGUCCAUGUGUGUCUAUUUCUUGGGAUGUAAUGGCUUUCAUCAGAGCGAAAGGCCUUAAUGAGGUUAAAGGACCACGGCCCAUCGUCGCCACAUGGGCCACGUGGAGGAGGUGCUGCUCCGUGCCAGUUCCUUCCUGCCCCGCUGCCUGUGGCCGGUCCCUGGACGCGUUGCUGCUGGAGAUCCAGCAUCUCUCCAGUUGUUGGAAGCUAGACUCUGCACGUGCUUGAAGACACCGUCACCUCGUUUCUUGCUUUGUAGUCCCCGUGUGCCCUGCUUCUGCUCAGUCCCGGUCUUGGCCUGUGAACGUGCCUCGUCCAUCCCUGGUGGGGGCCUUGGACUCCAUUGGUGACGCAGCCCUUUCCAGUUGAUGUUUUCUGCUCCACUUGUCUUGACAGCAGCCUGUGAACUACUCAAGAGUCCCCUUGGGUUUGGCGUUAUCAGUGGCUUUGUGUGGGAUCUUUGGCACGUACUCUAACAUAGGGACGUUGGUUUAUUCAUCUGUAAAGUGGGGAAAUACCUACCUCAGGGUUGCUGCAAGGACCAAACGAGGAAAUGUAUAAACAAUAAAGCAUUCCCUAUACCAGUA